CUAAAUAAAAAGACUAUCAUACUAGCUACUCCAAUAGAUGAAGAGUUGUCACGAUUUUUUCAGAUCUUAGAGAGCGUAGACCAUACAAUGAUGCCAACAUCUUCAAUGGUCCUGCAACUGCUGUGGGUUAUUUUAUGGGAUCGGAGUGGUGCCGUUAGGUUUUGAAGAAAUGCAAGAGCGCACCUUGGGUUCGGCUUUUUUGUUGAGGUCCCUGAGCUCUGUGGCCAGAGGUUGGUCGCCGCUCUUUAUGCUGUUGAGUCUUGCGUGAGAGCCAUUUUCCAAGACUUCUUAAGUACCAUCUCCUUAAAUAGGGCACCUUUCGGUACCCAAAGAGGAUGGCCGACGAAAACAAAACAAGAAUGAGAAGCCAAAAUUGGGGGUGUUCAAUACAGCCUCAUCUUUCUUGUCGAGAAGAUCAACUCGCAUGGUCGUUGGCAUAGUUUGCGGUGCGCCAUUGCCAAAAAUCGUGAGGAUAAGUCUAUGUAGGAAGCAGCAAGGGCUUGAUCGGCCGCCAUAAAAAGCGAACCACCUCAUCAACCGAGCCUUCAGAGGAUUGCCGCAAAAGUUAGUUGUCCAUCCUCAUUGCAUUGUGUUGCUUGUUAGCAUUUUUAGAUAAUUCGGUUUCCCCUCCUGAUAGCGCGGAACAUACACCAUCAUCACCAUGACGAAUUCGAUGAGAGAUACCAUCUUAGCCGACGAGACCAUUGGUCCUGUAGUACGUGAGGUGGAACGUACCUUGCUGUUUACUGAUGUUCCAUGUGGAGCCAUGAAGACGAGAGACUGUGAUCAGGCACAGUGUGCCGACACGGACGAUGAUGUGGCCCAGGGUUUCCUAAAGUUUUGCGGGGGGCUGGAACGUGCCUUUUGCUUCACUGAUUUGGAAGAUAUUGAUGAGUCUGAAAUGGAGAGAAUCAAGUCCUUGAGCGUCAUUGAAAACGCGACAUCGACGACGACACCGGUGAAGGAUACCCCAAUUGUCGAAACUGCCGACACUGAAUCGUGCAGCGAUGACAGCAACCCCGCUGCCAUGGAGGUUGCCAUUGAAAGGCCUGAUCCUCCUUCUGAGCUCAAGGAAUCAACUAAGGAGGAAGAGACAGCAGCUCCAACAGAGGGUGCUGCUCAGGGAGGGGAUGUGGCCCAAUCAGGAGAUGCCGAAGUCACCGAGGAGGCUGUUGCCAAGGCCGAAGAAACCGGAACUCCUUUGGAAAUCAGCAACAAUGAAGCACCCAGGAUGACUCAGUCGGAACCGGUCUUGCCUCCUGCCAAUGCCAUGCAGGCAUCCACAAACACGCUCAACAAAAGCACCCCCACCAACAGCCUCCAAGCUGCCAAGGCGGCCAAGGCGGCCAAAAACAAGGAUGGAAAGAAGAAAAGGAAAAGUUGGGGACUCUUCCGCAAGAGUAGGUCCGCCAAAGCUUCUGUCGUCUAAAUAAAGAGGGUUCCUUUCCAGGUCUUCGUCAAACAGGUUAUAUAAACAAGAGGGACUAUCGUUCGAUUGAGUUGUGCUUUCAUGUCAGAAGCUUGGCACCAAAGAAUCACCUUCAAGCCUCAGCUCCAGUGUCUUGCUACCGCCAGGGCCCAACUCCAAGCAUUAUCUUUUCAAUGUGUUGAGAUCUAAGCCUUUGUAGUUACUAAUGUUGGCUUACUAAGCAGUAUUUGUUGCAUUUU
Molecule: messenger RNA, 1668 nt
Organism: Seminavis robusta
Lineage: Eukaryota; Bacillariophyta; Bacillariophyceae; Naviculales; Naviculaceae
Source: the annotation of a GenBank genome assembly